This is a messenger RNA of Dinoponera quadriceps, 5182 nucleotides long. RefSeq names its product ornithine decarboxylase 2-like. The record is from RefSeq and is a predicted model, not a curated record. Gene Ontology annotation, molecular function: ornithine decarboxylase activity. NCBI's taxonomy places the organism in Eukaryota, Metazoa, Arthropoda, Insecta, Hymenoptera, Formicidae. Gene Ontology annotation, cellular component: cytoplasm. Bases 3562 to 4845 code for a protein of 427 amino acids. The transcript has 7 exons.
UAUGUAUAAAAUGCGUCAGCUAAAUUCGGGUAAAUUUCAAUUUUAUUUUCCCGCCAUAUUUUACUUCAGUAAGUUGGUAUUUGUGUCCGAGUAAGCUAAAACAAUGUUUUGAACGAAUAUAACUUCAAAAUGGCUGAGCAGUCAAGAUCGAGCAUGGAAUAUAACCGAAAAGUGACGAUUAUUGAAAGUUUUUGUGCUGGACGUACGUCGGUCGAAAUAACUGAGUUCUUCAAAUAUCCGAGAUCGACAAUUUAUGAAGUUUCCACUAAAUAUAAGAUUUCGGAGAAGUCCGAACAAGGUACCUGUCAAGGAAGAGCCAUUCAAGGGAGAGGUCGGCAAGGACUUUGGAAGUUGUCCAAAGGGCCCAAGAGCUGAUCGCAGAAGAUCCAGGGCAGUCUCUCAGAAAUUUAGCUACAAUUUUGGGUGUGAGUGAGGCUACCGAGUGAUGCGCCAAAUAACUGAAAAGGACCUACGUUACAUAAGUCAUAAAGAUAUAACAGAUACUGUCUGAGGCUGUUAGAAUGAAGAGAGUUGCUCGCUGCAACUUUCUUGUGUGUUCGUUAAAAAACGAAACUGCGGGACGCGUCAGAUUUUUUCUGACGAGAAAAUGUUUACUGUCGAUGCAAAAGUGAAUCGCAGGAACGACCGUUGGCUCGCCUAUGACCCCGAAGAUGUUCCCGUUGUAGCUAGGACGAAGUUUCCAGUCAGUGUUCACGUCCUAAGCGUUGUCUCUAGCGAGGAUGACGUCAUGCCACCGGGUUUUUUUAAUAAGGGAGAAACCGUAACAAAGGUAGUAUAUGUACGCGUUCCGACAACAGUAGUCAAACCAUGGAUGGACACUGUGGCCUCCGGGAGGCCGUACAUCUUCCAACAGGACGACGUACCAGCUCACACGAGUCAUUUGGUCCAAAAUUGGCUGUCGGACAAUAUCGAUAUGUUUUGGAGCAAAGAGUUUUGAUUCUCGAAUAGUCCAGAUUUAAAUACGUUGGACUAUUACGUGUGGAGCAUGAUUGAAAGGGUCAUUAAUAAGUUGAGACAUCCUAAUGUAGCAUCUCUCCGGGCCGCUAUUGAAGCAACAAUCUUCAGUAUGGACGAACCGAUGUUGUAGAAAGCGUGCAAUUGCUUCAGGUCCAGGAUCGAGGCAAUAAUUGCGGCAGACGGUAGUUACAUUGAGUAUUUUUGUCUAUAACGGUUUCACAAAUGACACGAAAAAAGGUAUUUAUGUAAUUUUGUACGUUUGACCAAUAAACUUUUGUUAAAUGCAUUAUUUUGUCCGGAUUUUGCUGACGUACCCUGUAUAUGUAUUUCGAAUAUUACUAUAACUUGUGAAUUUUACAUUGUUAUAUAUUUUCAAAGAAAAUAGUCAAUAAUUCUGUAAUUUUUGUACAUAUCUAUCAGUUCUUAAUAUCAUAAUAAUUUUCCAUAAAAAUCCUAAAUGCAGUUUAGAAAAAAUUAAAAAUAGAAGCUAAAAAUAAGACUUUACUUUCCAGGAAUAUGUAAAAAAUGUCAUUUUUAAUUGCGAAUAUGUCAGGUUCUGAAUGGUCAAAUUAUAAUAUAUAUUGGCGCUUAUAAAUGCGCCAAUAAUUAGGUCAUAUUUAAAUCUAUAUGUAGUGCAAAUUGAAUUCUUAAAAAAUUUAUUUUAUAUUACAACUGCUUCAAAUUCAUCUUCAAAUAUACUGUAGUUAAUGAAAUAAUCCAUACAGUAUUUGAAGAGAAACUUAAGACAAUUUUAAACAUAAGAUCUGAUUAUGAAUAUCGGUUUGCGUAAAUAAUCCCAGUCUUCAGUAUUUUUUUCAAAUCGCGAUCCGCGGUCGAUACAAGUGAAUACGAUCCGAUUCACAACUAAAUAUACCAAAUCUUGGAAAAACGGAGCCUCCAACACUCAUUGCAUGAAGUCACUAUAUGCGUAUUAUAUAUUCGUAUAACGUCGACUCGCAUGUUGUAACUAUCUCACUUGACGCGCGGAGCCACUACCAUAUAUUUAGCUUAUCCAUUUAGCCAAAUAGAAGCUUAUCGAAGCGAGAUUCACGUGGUUUUGGAAACUUAUCUAUUAAAGCCCAUGACUAGACCAGUAAGAUUAGCAAAAAAAUCAACAAUUGCAAAUAGGACCGAAGCAUGAAAAACCAUAUUGAAUAUAAAAAGUAUCCGGAAAAAUUAAUUUUGCAAUAAAUUGCUAUAAAUAAAUUAUUAAGUGUUGGCUGCAGAACAAAACUGAUUACACCAAACAAUUCUACGGAAAAAGUUACAUAAAAAACUUGUAUCACUUUUCCUCGUAGCGUCUUCCGUUUAAUGUAAAAAAAAAAUAAAUAAACAUUACGGUUUAUUGAAAGUCGCUCCAGCCCAAGUUAUAACAGUUACAUGUCACCCAUGAAGUAUUAUUGUCGAUAUGUUUUCCUUAAUUGGUUUCCCUCAUACAAACCUAGUAUACUAAAAAUAAUACAGGAAACAUUAACAUAAUAAGUAAUAAUAUAUAUGGCUCCGUUGAUAUACAAUCAAUUAAUAUUAAAUAUGGCCAUUAAGAACCUCUGUAUGGAUGUAUAGUGCAAUACAAGUGAUUUUUUAUUAACAUAACUUAUGCACACCAUCAUUUUUUAUAUGCAUAUGAUAUUUUUUACAGACGCAAUGCCUCUUACAAAUACAAUAUAUUUCACAUAUCUGUUUUUGAUAGUUAUAUAGUAGAUCACUGUCUUGUGCAUGCGAUGUUAGAUUACUAUGCAAAAGAAUUGUUACUCGUAUACGAAAGCGUUGUGAUGGAUGUAAUGAUUUUUUGUCUAUUUAUUUAUUACGUUCGUAUACAUUAUCAGAAAAUUCUAAUUCUUUAAAUUUCUUUUGUUAAUAACUUUCUAAUAAAUAAUAAACGAUAGCUAAAAUCUUUUAAAUGUUAUUAAAGAUAAUGACUUUGAUAACAUAUGUUAAGGUCAAGUUAAUCGGAAUUGCCUUCUACAUUGUAAAGUUUAGCUUAGUUUUAUUUAUUUGCUUUUCCCUCUUUUUGCUUAUGUCUUAAUGAUUCCUGCGAUCAUUAGAAAGUAAACAGCUAUAGAUAGGAAGAAGAAAAUAAGAUAAAAAUUACAAAAAAGUUAGUAAAUAUUAAAGAGUGGAAGGAGAGUGGAAGGGACUUCGCGAAAAAAGCUGGGGUUUCCCCGAGCGUAUAGCUAAAGGUAAAUGUUCUCUGUGUUCUCCUUCCACACGCUUGCGCCUCCUUCUACAGGUGGAAGGAGAUCUUGCCACCUGGGCCCCUCAUUCUCUACACCUCUUCAUCUGCGCAUAAAACGCUUUCCGCGUUAGCAUUGUUUAUUCGACGAUGAGUGGUCGCGCGGAAUCCCUCGUAUAAUCUUUGUGUAACGAUACUGUCUACCAAUAGAAGCUUGCAUUAACUUCCAGGGAUCUUAUCGCUGAACAGACGGGGUAUUGACUGUGAUUGUACUUAGUGUGGGACACAAUACUUAUCACAAUAUCUCGGACCGUUCAUAAGUACUUAAGUGUUUUUACUUUUCCGUCCAAUCAUACAUUUCACGCGCAGAGUUCGUUGCGUUCGUUUCAUAUACCAGGCGAUCAAACGACAUGUCUCUCCAAAACUUCAACGAACUCAAAGUCUUUGACGAUGCGGUGGACAACAUGGACAUCAUCAGAACUAUAAUCGCUAUGGAGAACCAAGAAGAUUCUUUCUAUAUUGUGGACGUCGGUGAUAUUAUUAAGAAACAUCGCGAAUGGAUCACUAAGAUGCCGAAAGUUGUUCCACACUACGCGGUCAAGUGUAAUCCUGAUCCGACGGUUAUCAAGGUGCUGGCCACUUUGAACAUUGGCUUUGAUUGUGCAUCUGAGCAAGAGAUCAGACAAGUGAUGCAGUACGGCGUGCAGGGUGAUCGUAUCAUAUUCGCGAAUCCAACCAAAUGCCCAUCUCACAUCAAAUUUGCUAAAAAGAAGAACGUCAGCCAAAUGACGGUGGAUGGCGAAUUAGAGCUGUUGAAGAUCAAAGACCUUUAUCCUGAGGCCAAAAUCGUGAUACGCAUACGAUGUGACUCGAAGAAUUCGCCGGUUCCCCUCGGAUCGAAAUUCGGCUGCGAACCGGACGAGGAAGCCGUGCGAUUGAUACAGCUGACGAAGGACCUCGGUCUGACAUUGCACGGCUUCAGUUUUCACGUCGGCAGUCCAUGCGGCGAACUGAACGCGUUCAGCAGAGGCAUCGGGAUAUGCAAACGGCUGAUCGCGAUCGCUCGUGCGAUAGGCUGCAAAGACGUUCAAUUGAUCGACAUCGGCGGUGGUUUUCCAGGCGCGAGUGGAACGGAUAUUGACAAAGUCGCCAAUAUCGUGAACGACGCGAUCCAAGAUCUUGAUCCCAGCAUACGGAUUAUCAGCGAGCCGGGGCAGUACUACGUCACUUCGGCGUUUACUCUAGCUUCGUUUUUACACUCUAAAAAGGUCGUUCGUAGAAGCGGCAAAAUGAUGAGAAUGUAUUAUGUGAACUGCGGAGUAUAUAAUUCGUUCAUAGAGGAGAUGAUGGGCUUGAAAGCUAGAUAUCCGCAUUUUCUCUUCGAGCCGACCACUCAUGAAAAAUUCAACUCGACUCUGUGGGGACCAACUUGCGACUCGUACGAUAUUAUUCUUAAGGAUGUAUUGAUGCCGGAACUUCGCAUAGGCGAUUGGUUAGUCUGGAAGGAUAUGGGUGCUUACAGUAUAUCAAUAUCUACUUCGUUCAAUGGAUUCCCCACCCCGAUAGUAAUACCGAUUAUCAGGAAGAAUCAAUGGAAAAAAUUAAUGUCGGAGAUCAAACUGAUGCAUAUACCUACGGAUUUCAUAGAAUGGUCCAACUCUGUCGAGAGAGAAGAUUAUAUCGAGAGUCGCUGACAAACGUUGAAUCGGCUACUGUAGGAUUAGGAUAAUAUAUCAAUUUUUGACGAUUAGAUUAACUAAUAUUUUAUUUAUACUUAUUCUCUCUCGAUUACUUAUUUAAUCUCUCUUAAUAUCGCUUUUAAUAUCUCUUUUCAUAGAUGCGAUAUUAAUACGGGAUAGGCCAUUUUAUUGUUUUCACUUGAAAAUUUCUUUUCUUAUGCAUUUUAUGAAAAAAAUCUAAAUAAAAAUUGUAGGAUUUUAAGGGGGACAUUAGAUGGUAAUAUUAUUAUGUCAUUGAAAUAUUUUUUUAAAAGUUAUUUCUACAUCAACUUUGAUUUUUUUUUAAUGGAAU